Molecule: messenger RNA, 4587 nt
Organism: Dromaius novaehollandiae (emu)
Lineage: Eukaryota; Metazoa; Chordata; Aves; Casuariiformes; Dromaiidae
Product: potassium voltage-gated channel subfamily A member 5-like
Exons: 5
Coding region: 203-2080 (625 amino acids)
Biological process (GO): potassium ion transmembrane transport; protein homooligomerization
Cellular component (GO): membrane; intercalated disc; voltage-gated potassium channel complex
Molecular function (GO): delayed rectifier potassium channel activity; protein binding
Source: RefSeq, a predicted model, not a curated record
GGGUCCCUGCGCAGCUCCCCCGCGCUCCCCUCGGCCGCGCGCCGCCGCGCACUGAGCGCGGAGGCGGCUCGGGCCGCGCCGCGCCGCGCCGGGGAGGGCGCCCGCCCGGCCGCCCGCGCGCCUGCCCCGAGGUGUCCGCGGCGGCGGGGCGGGGAGCGCAGCGCAGCAUGCCCGCCGCCGCCCGCUGCCGCCUCCGCUGCCCAUGGAGAUCGCGCUGGUGACUCUGGAGAACGGGGGCGCCACGACCAUCGCGGCCGGCGAGGAUGCUGCGGCAGGCGGCGGCGGCAGCGCCCGGGCUCGCCGCCGGGGCGACCUGCUCCGCAUCGCCAGCGCCGCCGCGCCGCGCCUGAGCGACAGCAAGGAGGGCGCCCCGUCGCCGCCGGCGGACGAGGAGCAGCAGCGGCCGCCGCCUGCCCCCCGCAGAGGCGGCCCCGACGGGCGAGCGGUGCGCGGAGCCUCGCCGCCGCCGGCGCCCCCUCCGCGGCCGCCGCCGCACGCCCCACGCCCUGGCGCGGCCGAGAUAGGCCCCCCGGAGGAAGGUGGGCACCGCCUGGGCAUGGCCAUGGCGGCGGUGGGCGAGGAGCAGGAGGAGACAACGGCAGCGGCGAGCCGGGGUGCCAUGCACCACCAGCGGGUGCUGAUCAACAUCUCGGGGCUGCGCUUCGAGACCCAGCUGGGCACCCUCAACCAGUUCCCUGACACACUCCUGGGCGACCCGGAUAAGCGCAUGCGCUACUUUGACCCACUCCGCAAUGAGUACUUCUUCGACCGGAACCGGCCCAGCUUCGAUGGGAUCCUCUACUUCUACCAGUCCGGGGGCAAGCUCCGCCGGCCUGUCAACGUCUCCAUCGACGUCUUUGCUGAUGAGAUCCGCUUCUACCAGCUGGGUAAGGAGGCCAUGGAGCGGUUCCGGGAGGACGAGGGCUUCAUCAAGGAGGAACAGAAGCCCCUGCCCCGCAAUGAGUUCCAGCGCCAGGUCUGGCUCAUUUUUGAGUACCCUGAGAGCUCCGGCUCAGCCCGGGCCAUCGCCAUCGUCUCCGUGCUGGUGAUCCUCAUCUCCAUCAUCACCUUCUGUCUGGAGACCCUGCCUGAAUUCAGGGACGAGAGGGAGAUGCCUGUGCCCCUGCCUCCACAAAUCAGAGGCUUGAAUGGCACGGCCGGGGACUCCCAACCCAUGCAGCCACCUAGCAGCCUCUCUGACCCCUUCUUCAUCAUUGAGACCACCUGCGUGAUCUGGUUUACCUUUGAACUCCUCGUCCGCUUCUUCGCCUGCCCCAGUAAGCCCGAGUUCUCCCGCAACAUCAUGAACAUCAUUGACAUUGUGGCCAUCAUCCCCUACUUCAUCACCCUGGGCACUGAGCUGGCCCAUGAGCAGCAGCAGCCUGGGACUAGCAGUAGCAAUGGAGGUGGGGGCCAGCAGCAAGCCAUGUCCUUGGCCAUCCUCAGAGUCAUCCGUCUGGUCAGGGUCUUCAGGAUCUUCAAGCUCUCCAGGCACUCCAAGGGGCUGCAGAUCUUGGGACAGACUUUGAAAGCCAGCAUGAGGGAGCUGGGCCUCCUCAUCUUCUUCCUCUUCAUUGGGGUGAUACUCUUCUCCAGUGCUGUCUACUUUGCUGAGGCUGAUGACCCUGAGUCUCAUUUUUCCAGCAUCCCUGAUGCUUUUUGGUGGGCAGUAGUGACCAUGACCACCGUGGGCUAUGGGGACAUGCGGCCUGUCACUGUGGGGGGCAAGAUCGUAGGUUCCUUGUGUGCCAUUGCUGGAGUGCUCACCAUCGCCCUACCUGUCCCUGUCAUUGUAUCCAACUUCAACUACUUCUACCACCGCGAGACUGAUCACGAAGAGCAAGCUAUUCUCAAAGAUGAACACAGCAGUGCUCAGGGUAGCACAGCUGGGGGAGAUGCAAAAAGAAGAUCCAGUAAAAACUCUCUGAACAAAUCUGUUGUGCAUUUGGAAAACAGUGAAGGGUUCAACAAUGGUACCAGUUCUUUAGAGAAAACCAAUAUCAAAGCUAAAAGUAAUGUAGAUCUCAGAAAAUCUCUCUAUGCUCUCUGUCUGGACACCAGUAGGGAAACAGACCUGUAAGGAAAGGCGAGAGUUCGAGUUCAGAGAUGCAGAAAGAUUUGCUGGUGUCAGAAACUUACAACUAAUUUUACUGUUUUGGUACCACUUAGUAUUUUAAGUCAGGCUAUAUUUUAUAAAUUGAUCACUGUCCUGAGCAGACCUCCAGGAAUACAUGUUUUUAUGUUCUUUUUCCAUGGCACAAAGGGUCACCUAUUUUUAAAAUAGACUAAGAAUAAUCUACACUCCAUGAUGCAGGAGCUGGUAAAUUAUGACAGUGCAAAACCUAAUUUGUAGACACUUAUUUUAGCAAAUGGUGGUUGGUUUUAAAUGGGUCAUUUGUAACCAAUUUAGUUGCUCCAAGUUUAGUAUUAAAGAGCUGGGGGAUAUGUGUGUGGAGAGUGGAUGGAUUUGAGGGUGGGAGGGGAGUUUGAGGUUUUUUUGUACUGUAGUUUCAAACUGAAAUUAUUCCAGUAUAUUUUAUAUUUGUAUAACUGUAUUUAUGGGUGAAAGGGGUUUUCAUAUUCCUGUGAAAUAGGACUUCAUUAAAGCACUAGGAACAUUAGCUGAUCAGCACUUUCAGAAUUUUCCACUUGUGAUCAGUACAGAUCUGGUUUUCUAGUAUGUGAAGUGAAUUUGGUGCUUUUAACCCUAUAGCAGAAAACUUUUGUUGUCAAUGAGAUGUUAGUUUCUUGUGAGCCUUAAAUUACUAAAUAUUGUAGAUACACUUCUUUUUAAGUAAUUUUAUUAUCUUACUGUUUCAGAAUUUCUAAAUAAUGCAGUCCUGUGCUUUCUCUCUGAGAAAAGAUGUCCAGCUUUUUUUUUUCUUCAGUUUUACAGUUUUAUACCUUCAGUAAAUUUUUGAGACUGAAAUACAAAGGUUAUUGUCUGCUGUUACUAGUUUUGUUCCAAGUGCACAACAGAUAAAAAAAACAUCAGGGGGUGGAUAGAUAUAACCUGAAAGCUAAUUACGAGUGCAAAACCUUUUUUGUUGUACACUUCAGAUUGCUUUGGCACAUGUAUCAGUCACCUUUAUAUAUCCAUACCAUUUGUGUACCUGGUUCACUGUUUGUAAUUAUCGUAGACUGGGAACGGAUGGCACUUCAAGAGUCUAACAUGGCUUGCCCUGGCUUAUAGCUUGUACUGAGAUGGAAGGCCUCACCUUUCACCAUAACACGUCCUUGUUUUCUUUUAUUUCCAAACAAAAACUUUUCAGUGCUGUGGAUUUUACAGUUAAAUUGUUGCUGAAAGAUAAAUGACAAAUCAUCUUCAUCAUGAUAACACAGAACUGUGCAGCUUCCAAGUCAAGACUGAUGCAAAGUUGCUUCUUUACUUUAAAUGAAAAAGCUGUGUUAUCCUUUUUUUUGCAAGGGACAUCUCUCUUUUCCCUCGAACUCCCAUUGAGUUGCUGAAGGAUGUUUCCUGCCUUUACUGAGUACAGUGGCACAGCAAAACUAGCAGAAAGAGAAGUCUUGGCUGUCAACACUCAAGAUGACCUCCUCCUUGGCUGAAGAUUCUGCCUUUAUUGGCUCGAAUGUCAAUGUGUUCAACGUUCAGAGAUGCCCCAAACCUCCUUGUGUGCAAAAGCAGGCACUGGAAGAAUACCAACAGAUGUAAGAAGAAUCUCAGUGAGGUAUACUGAUAAAGGAGCGGAGUCUGACAACUGUAUGGUUUUGGAGCACAGGAGUGAAAUCUCUCUGGAAGUCUUGGAAACACCAUGCAUUUCACAACAGAAUUUGCACGGCUUCAUGCAAACGGAAAACGGGGGUGCCUGAUAGAGUGAGGCAUUUGAACACGCACUGAAAAAAGAUGCUGUUUAAUCAUGGCAUUUCAGAUGCUGCCCAUUAGGAAGAAAUUGCUGCAGAGACUGAAACCAAAUCUGUUUAUUCCUUGUUCUCAAACCAUCUUCAGUUAGGAGACAUUGCUGAAAAACUUUCACCUGGAUAAAUAACCAUGAUGUCUCCAUCAAGAAUACAUCCUCAGUGAAUUAGAAUUCUUUUAUUCAAAUUGUUGAAAAUCUGUUCUGCUUGGAGGUUUAUAUCAUAUGGAAAUUAUUCAGCACCACAAAAGGAGUAUGCUGAGGCCCCAUAAAAGUUUAAAAGCUACUUUGAACUCACUCUCGGGCACAAGGAGACUUUAUUACUUGAGAUUUUGUUUGGAAAUAUAUCAUAAAUGAGUUUUUCUUAUACAUUAGAUAUCUUCUACCAUGGCUCUUUCAUAUCCAAAUUUCUCAUCAUUCUGGAAUAAAAUUAAGGCAUUUGUGCUUUUUCUUUUUUGGCACUCAUCUUUGUUUAUUUAUUUUGUAUUCUUGAUGUGUUGCAUCUCUGGAGUUAGUAUUCAACUUUUAGCAUAAAAAUGCUGUACAUACAAGUCUAGAAUGCCUCUGAAGAUUACUCUAAUUUUUAAUGUGACUUUGACUUGAACAUUUCUUUUCCUGCUUAUGUUGCUAUUUGAAAAAUGUGCAUUACCUGUAUUCUUUAUGCCUUUUGCCCUUUCUAAACUCAAUAAAAUUCUCUUCUUCCUGCAGAAUA